AUGCAGAUCUGUGGAACCAGAAUUGCGUCUGGAGCAACUGAGAAGCCAUUCUAGGCUCUUGGCCCAGUGUCUUGGCAGCAGUUUGACCUGAAGAUGGCACUCAGGGCCCUGUGGGGCAGCCUCAGCCUGCUCCGUCUGCUGUGGUGUCUCCUUCCGCAGACGGGCUAUGUGCACCCAGAUGAGUUCUUCCAGUCCCCUGAGGUCAUGGCAGAGGACAUCCUGGGUAUAGAAGCUGCACGGCCAUGGGAGUUUCACCCCACCAGCUCCUGCCGCACGGUGGUCUUCCCACUGCUGACCUCCGGCUCUGCCUUCUGGCUGCUCAGGCUCUGGGAACAGUGGGGGCCAUGGCCGGGCCCGGUGAGCGGCUACGUGCUGCUGGUGGGACCCCGGCUCCUCCUCACUGCCCUCUCCUUUGCCCUGGACGUGGCCGUGUACCACCUGGCCCCGCUGUGGGGGGCGGAGCGCUGGAACGCCCUGGUCCUGCUGUCUGGUUCCUACGUCACUCUGGUCUUCUACACAAGGACCUUCUCCAACACCAUCGAGGGACUGCUCUUUGCCGGGCUGCUGGUGCUGGUGUCCCCCCGGUUAGCUUGGAGCCCCACACCCAAGAAGCCUGCUCCAGGCCCCUGGUGGCACAGCUGGCUUCUCGGGGGCGUCGUGGCUGCCGGCUUCUUCAACCGGCCCACGUUUCUGGCCUUUGCUCUGGUCCCACUCUUCCUCUGGAGCAUUUGUGGAGCCACAAACCCUGGCUUCAAGUCACUGACGAAGGAAGCCCUGGAGCUGCUCCCAGGGGCAACCCUCGUGGCAGCGAUGUUUGUGGCUGUGGACAGCUGGUAUUUCUCCAGUCCAUCUAGAUCCACUACCCUUGUUCUGACACCCGCCAACUUCUUGUACUACAACCUGGAUCCUCAAAACCUGGCGAGGCAUGGCACACACAUGCGGCUGACUCACCUGGCCGUCAAUGGUUUCCUGCUCUUUGGGAUGCUGCAUGCCCGGGCCCUGCAGGCUGCGUGGCAACAGCUGCAAGCCUGCCUCCAGGCCUUUGCACGAACGGGCUUCCCGCGGGCUCUGGGCGGCUGGAGCCUGCUGUCCAGCCCCAGGCCUUGCCUCCUGCUCCUCUACUUCAUGCCUCUGGCCCUGCUGUCUGCCUUUAGCCACCAGGAGGCUAGGUUCCUGAUCCCCCUCCUGGUCCCCCUAGUCCUGCUUUGCAGUCCACAGGCCCAAUCUGUGCCCUGCAAGGGCACCCUGGUCCUCUUCAACAGCCUGGGCGCCCUCUUCUUCGGCUGCCUGCACCAGGGAGGCCUGGUGCCUGGCCUGGAGCACCUGGAGCAGGUGGUUCACGCACCCGUGCUCCCAAGCAUGCCUACCCACUACACACUCCUCUUCACCCACACCUACAUGCCCCCCCGGCACCUCCUGCACCUCCCGGGCCUGGGCUCAGCUGUGGAGGUGGUGGACAUGGGUGGGACGGAGGACUGGGUCCUGUGCCGAGCCCUGAACAACUUCACCAGACAACCAGCCUGCCAGGUGGCUGGUGGGCCGUGGGUCUGCCGCCUUUUUGUGGUGACUCCUGGCACCACCAGGCCUGCCAUGGAGAAGUGCCAUUUCCCUCUCAAGAGUGAGGCACUCCUGUUUCCCCACUUGACCCUGGAAGACCCGCCAGCCCUGUCCUCUCUGUUGAGUGGGGCUUGGAGGGACCAUCUCAGCCUUCACAUCUUGGAACUGGGGGAAAAGCCUGACAACGUGACAGAAAAGUCACUGCCUAAGAUCCAGCCAUAG
This is a messenger RNA of Puma concolor (puma), 1779 nucleotides long. The record is from RefSeq and is a predicted model, not a curated record. Lineage: Eukaryota; Metazoa; Chordata; Mammalia; Carnivora; Felidae.